CUUACAGAUCGCUCGUCAGUACCGCGAACACGUCGCUCUGAAUACGCACGACUCAGUAUUACGACUCCUGAGAUAAUUCUACAUUUUUCCGGGUUUGGGCUCCUUGUGCGGUGGCCCGAGUGAUAUUUCCCAGUCGGAAAAGCUGGCGACAGUUCAUUCCAAAGAGGUUAGUUCACGUGCUGUAUAGCGUCGAAAAAUUUGGUUUUCGGUCAUCGCGUAACGUGACGUAAUAUCCGAUAUUUCGGAGCUUUUUUUUGUGCUCGUGAAACUUGUGAUAGUGAAGCUUAUAUCGAGGUUGAGUCGAGGCGCCGUUUAAUUGGAUUAAUUUGAAUUCAAGCAUGGUGGAGGAUGACAUGAUAAGGCGCAGUGAUGAAUGGUGCGUUUUGGGCAUCACAGGAAUCGGCCGUUCUGGGAAAUCAACCCUGGCGAAGAAACUAGAAGCGAAGAUCCCUGGUUCUUACGCCAUACACCAAGAUGACUACUUUCAUCCACUGGACUACGAAGGCCACGAAUAUGUAACCGGUUUAGGGGAAUCGGUUGCCAACUGGGAGAUCAUCUCAAGCAUAGAUUUCGAUAGCCUAUUAUCUGACGUCAGGAGCAUAUUAAACAGGUAUGAUCCUCCCGAGAACCCGGUAUUGAUCAUUGAAGGACACUUAGUGUUAAACGAACCGAGACUAAACUCCAUAGUGGAUAAAAGAAUUUGCUUGACGAUGGAUAAGGAGGAAUGCUGGGAAAGGAGAAAGCACGUGGACUAUGGAAAUCAUGAUUCCAAGCGGUAUUUCAACCUUUGCGGAUGGCCGGAGUACCAGAAACGAUUGAGUGAAAUGAAACAAAUGAACGACCGCGCCAAACACAACAACGAUAGAAUCAAGUUCAUUCACUACAGCACGGAUUUUGAUAAGCUGGUAGACGAGCUGAUAGCUGACGCGAUGAAAAUAUGCGAAAUCAAAUCUAAAAGUCGGCGAAAAAAAACAUCGAUAGCCUGAUGAGAAGACUCUUUUUUUUCUUGGUGUGAAAAUUAGCAGGCAUUUUCAACGUUGUGUAGUCUAUCGGCAUCGCUGCAACGCGAGUUAGAAAGGUCAGUGUGCGUGUUAUGAAAUCGUUCUGGCACUUGAAUCCUCAAGAUUAUGAAAAAAUCAUGCGAUCUGCCAAAUUGAUGAGUUUUUCCGAUCUACGUAGAAUAAUCAUGGAGCUGUUCACGAAAACUUACGGUGGAUGACUUCAUCAGUCUCAUCCACUGUCGCCUUACAUCGCCGCAAAGAAUUAAAAACCUACCCUCUGGGAAGGCUUGUUCUUUUUACACUUUUGUCAGAUUCUUUUUAAAGUACGAUUCCAAGUCAAAUAAAUAUAAUUAUUUUAUUCAAUUUUCAUAAGUAUGAAGGGUAAAUAAUAAAACUUUUGCAAGCAUUAUACCAAGUGUAUGCCGUGUUUAUCGAGGUGAAACUAGUGUAAAAUAAAUAUGGUAUUUGCCUAGGCUGCUCAAAGUAGAUCGAAGUCUGUGUCAAAAAGAAUCAUUUCACGCGAGGACAUGAUUCGCAAUUUUUUUUUUUUACAAUUUUUCAAUACAAUUUGAAUACACCUGUGACAAGUGAAUAUCUUAAAAAAAUUAGUAUGCAAUGGGAGCACAAAUUUUAUGGGAUUAGGCUCUCCCACACUUCUGAAAUGUUGUUGUUAAAUAAUUUUACGUGGAGCUUGUGCUAGCAAGAUUAAAACUGAAAUAUCAAUCAAAUUCGAUCGUCAAUUUUAUAUCAUCACAAUUCGUAUUAAAUUAAACAGUUUCGUCAAAA
Bemisia tabaci is the source of this 1787-nucleotide messenger RNA. Its product is annotated as nicotinamide riboside kinase 1. The record is from RefSeq and is a predicted model, not a curated record. NCBI's taxonomy places the organism in Eukaryota, Metazoa, Arthropoda, Insecta, Hemiptera, Aleyrodidae.